Messenger RNA from Lactuca virosa, 1902 nucleotides. The record is from the annotation of a GenBank genome assembly. NCBI's taxonomy places the organism in Eukaryota, Viridiplantae, Streptophyta, Magnoliopsida, Asterales, Asteraceae.
AUGUCUUUCACAACGAUACAUUCUUCAACACACAGUUGUCCUCCCCAAUCUCAACUCCCACCACCAUCCUCCGUUCACCACCACCCUGCAACCACCAUGGUCCACAUAGCAAGAUUUUACCAAGUUAUCAUAAUUCAACUCAUGUUUACCAUGUUCAUGUUUGUUAAGUCAGACAUAGUAACACGAGAAUUCUAUGACGAGGAAAGGGAUUCAUUGAUUCCAUUUCGGGACUCUAUGAAGUCCAGUUUCAAUUUACAUGGAAACUGGACUGGUCCGCCGUGUCGGACCAAUAUGAGCAGGUGGACGGGAAUUGGGUGUACCAAUUCCCAUAUAACUCACCUGACUCUGGAAUCCAUAAAUUUAUCAGGAUCACUCCCGAUCGGAUUCCUACAAAACAUUACCUUCUUAUCAGAACUCAACUUAAACAACAAUUCCAUUUCCGGAGACCUUCCAACCCUCACCAAUCUUACGAAUCUGGAAUCCGUAUUCCUUUCCGGUAAUCGCUUUUCCGGUCCCAUUCCAUCGGACUACCUCGACCUCCCGAAGCUCACUACACUCGAGAUUCAGGAGAACGAAAUCACAGGCACAAUUCCACCUUUCAAUCAGGAAUCAUUAACUUCUCUCAAUUUGUCAUACAAUAAGCUUUCUGGACCAAUCCCGGAAACAAAAAUCCUAAAGAGAUUCGGAAUCAGUUCAUUUGAUCACAACACAGGGUUAUGUGGAAAGCCUCUGGAAACACCAUGCCCUUUUUCUCCACCUCCAAAAGACAAGAAGAAAACUCUUGAAAUAUGGAGUAUUGUGUUGAUUGCUGCAGCAGCUGCAAUCGUGCCAUUUUUUGUGAUUUUGCUUUUGUUUUGUUGUUACAAAAGAUUUCAAGAAAAAGCAGCUAAGAAACAGAAGGCCAUUGAGGAAAAUCCUAAUGAAGGUGUCGCUAAAGCUCAAUGGUCGCGAAGCACGGAUGAUCCUGAAAAAACGAAAAAUUUGGAGUUUUUUGACAAACAUAAGCCAGUUUUUGACUUGGAUGAUUUGCUGAGAUCAUCGGCUGAAGUACUCGGGAAUGGAAAACUAGGCACCACUUACAAAGCCACACUGGAAUCGGGUAUGGUGGUUGCUGUAAAAAGAAUGAAAGAAAUGAAUUCCUUAAGCAAAAAGGAAUUCGUACAACAAAUGCAAUUACUCGGAAAGUUAAAGCAUCAAAACCUCGUAGAGAUUGUUUCCUUUUACUACUCCAAAGAAGAAAAGCUAAUCAUUCACGAAUUCAUCCAAAAUGGAAGCCUAUUCGAGUUAUUACAUGAAAAUCGAGGGUUUGCGAGAGUACCACUUGAAUGGACAACAAGGGUAGAAAUCAUGAUGGAUGUUGCAAAGGGUUUAAUUUUCUUGGAACAAUCUCUAUCUUCACAAAAGGUGGCUCACGGAAACCUAAAAUCGUCAAAUGUACUUAUCAACUUUACAGAAGAAACCGAAAGCGUACAAGCCAAGCUCACGGAUUAUGGCUGCUUUCCACUUUUACCCUCGCGAAGAUCAUCAGAGAAACUUGCAAUUGGGAAGUGUCCCGAGUUUGUGGAAGGGAAGAAGAUGACAAACAAAGCUGAUGUUUAUUGUUUUGGGGUUUUGCUGUUGGAGGUGAUUACAGGGAAAGUAGCAGGGGAUAAUGAUAAUAAUAACCAUGAGGAUCUUUUAGAUUGGGUUAGAGGUGUUUUGAAUAGUGACUGGUCAAUGGACAUAUUUGACUUGGAAAUAUUAGGAGAGAAAGAAAGGCAUGAAGAUAUGUUGAAGCUCGCUGAGUUAGCACUUGAUUGUACUCACAUUUCACCUGAAAGACGACCUAAAAUGACCCAAAUUUUAAUCAGAUUACAAGAAAUCCAUCAACCCCAAGUCGUCAACAUAGAGGUUAACUCAUAA